This is a messenger RNA of Malus domestica (apple), 1065 nucleotides long. RefSeq lists its product as uncharacterized. Lineage: Eukaryota; Viridiplantae; Streptophyta; Magnoliopsida; Rosales; Rosaceae. The record is from RefSeq and is a predicted model, not a curated record.
AUGAUCGACUUGGAAAAAAAAGGAGGAUCAAGCAGUAGAUCAGACAGAUCCGACCAGAGAGCAGAAACAUCCGUCGAUAUGGUCGAGGUCCAAAGGAUGAUCGAUUCGGCUUUGAAAAAGGGGCCGAAGUUCCCAAAAUUCAUCCAUCCAUACCCAGCUUAUGUAGAAAAGUUUGAAUAUCCUAAAGGCUUUAAAAUCCCAGACUUCAACCUUUUUGCUGGAGAAUCGUCCCUAUCCUCGUUAGAACAUGUGGCUCAAUUCAUUGCGCAAUGUGAGGAUGCUAAUAGUGACUUCCAUAAACUGCGACUAUUCAACUUUUUGUUGACGGGCUCAACAUUUGCAUGGUACAUCAACCUAUCACCUAACUCCAUCCAAAGUUGGGAGGAACUAGUCAAAAAAUUCCAUGAGCAAUUUUAUCUGUUGGGAAUGGAAAUGUCAAUUUCUUCAUUGGCCAAGAUGACUCAAGCAUCUGACGAGUCACCGAUGGAUUAUCUUACAAGGUUUAAAUCGGCCAGAAACUGGUGUCGAGUACCUCUCCCUGAAGUCAAAUUUGUCAGGCUUGCUUUGAAUGGGCUAGAUGUGGAAUACAAAAAGAAAUUCCUAAGGGUAAAUUUUCGAGAUAUGUAUGAGCUGGCUCAGCACGUCGAACAAUAUGAUUAUUUGCUCCGAGAAGAAAAGAUUUCGAAGUCUUUAUCUCGAGGGACGAUCUAUAAGAACCAUGCAGUUAGUUAUGUAUCGGUCGAAGUUGAAGAACCCCAAUGUGUCAACAUAGACAUGGCCGAGAUAGUGAUUGAUAAACCUUAUGUAUGCAAGGCAUUGGUACACGCCAACUCCAAAGAUGUCAAAACCUGCUCGGCCAGUGUAGAAGUGGCCGUCAAAACAUUGAAGGUCUACACCUUUGACAUAACUAAGGCUGACGCCAUCUUCGACCAGUUACUGAUAGCGAAAAUUGUCAAGCUUCGACCGGGACAUAAUAUUCCCAAGGCCGAUGACUUAAAAGGGAAACAUUAUUGCAAAUACCAUAACUCGGACAAGCAUGCAACGAACAACUGUGUUGUGUUUUGA